Messenger RNA from Nanorana parkeri, 444 nucleotides. RefSeq names its product CDKN2A interacting protein (gene CDKN2AIP). The record is from RefSeq and is a predicted model, not a curated record. The coding region runs from base 79 to 432 and encodes 117 amino acids. NCBI's taxonomy places the organism in Eukaryota, Metazoa, Chordata, Amphibia, Anura, Dicroglossidae. The transcript is spliced from 3 exons.
AAGGGGAUGACGUAGGGCGGACGCAGUGCCCGCAGAUUGUAGAGUUUGAGAGACUGUUCCGUCAGCGGAGUACGGGGAAUGGAGGAUGAGGUGUCUGAGUUCCUGAGGCAGAACCGGGAGACGGCGACAUGGCUGGAGAGCAUACGGGGGGAGUGCGAGUCGGACAAGCUGUGGCGGCACCGGAGAGAGUUCAUUGUGCGGAACAUGGCAGACUUUUGUGGGCCCGGGCAGCCGCCACCGCCGCCCCACUCCAACCACCAGGGACUGGACCGGCUACUUGCCUACUCCAUGGUGUGGGCCAACCAUGUGUUCAUCGGCUGCCGCUAUCCACCUCUUGUUAUGGAAAAAGCUCUAAAUAUGGCAGAAAAUAUAAAGGUCAUUGAUGCGCCGGUCCAUGCAACACGUGAUGAACUGGUUUCCAAGAAGGGCUGAAGGAGGAGCCUU